CGAGGAGGGGGCGGGCACGCUGGCCGAGCUGGCUGCAGAGAAGCGGGCAGGGCGCGCGGCCCCUGGCCCCGAGCCGCCCACGGGCGCCCCACGCCAUCAUGAAGCCGUCCAACUCUUUUCGGAACUGAUGCAGACCGACGACGUGUCGACCAUAGCGGCGCAGAUCGCUAACCAGGCCGAGCUCAUCUACCAGACCUGGAAGACGACCGGCCUCAACCCCACCGAGCUUAUCCGCUACCACAGCGUCACCUCGGAGGGGAGCCUCUUCCAGGGGGGCGAGCAGAGCGCCUCCGCUGGGAGCAUCAGCCCUGCGCCCCCCGGCUCCUCCCCGGCCGUGCCUCGGAAGGUGAUCGAGCCCUCGCUGCACAACGGCCGCCCGCACUCCGCGUCCCCCGUGCGAACCCUCAACACUUCCCCCCGCCCCUACAUCCCGCCCACUGUCUCACCUCAGUCCCCGGGGGCGUGUACGCAAGCAACAACGUGUCCCCUGCGGCCCCUCAGUCCCCCCGGUUGUCCUACGCAUCCCCCGCGUCUCCGUCCCUUUCCCAGGGGAGCCCCCGCCCCUACGUGUCCCCGGCCGCCCCCCAGUCCCCCCGCGGGGCCUUAACCCAGCCGCCGCCGCCCCCCGAAAGGUCGUCUUCGUACACAGGCGUAGAUUCCAGUCCGCAGCCGCAGGCGCAGCAGGGGCAGGACAGCCCCUUCGACAUCCUCGCCGACCCCGAGCUGGAGGCGUCCCUCCAGGAGCUCGUGAACUCUUUCGUAAUCGAGGACAAGGCGCGCCACCACGCCGCCGCGGUCGCCGCGCUGGCGUCCCAACGGCCCAAGAGCGCGCCCUCGUCCAUCCAGGAGGCGCUGCAGAGGUUCGAACGGCAGAUGGCCAUCACCUCCCGCGCCGCCGCCCAUGCAGCUGACAACGUGUCCAACUCCUCAUCGCCCGCCGCCUCCCCGAACACCAUGGGCACCUUAGGAAGGUUCUCACACAGCGAGUCGGCGGCUCGGCGGCACCCGCAGCGACUCCGAGUGGGCCCGCAUGCACAGCGACGGCGAGGGGCGUAGCCGGCGCUCGGCGUCGCCCAACCCGCCGGUGUCGCAGCCGGGCUGGAACGAGGGCCCCUCCGCCAACACCUCCACGUGGCCACUCAAGAACAAGCAGCCCAAUGUCGUGGAGAGGAAGUCUAUGCAGAGCCAGCACUUGGCCUCGCACAUGACCUCCAGCUCGGGUGCACAAGCUCCAACUCGAACACGACCACCAACUACAUCACGACGCUGGAGGCGCGGGUGGAGAGCUCAUCCUCGCAGAAGUUCUCGGGCGUUCCUCUGCGACACAAGGUGGUGACCAUGGCGGCCGUUGACAAGGAGGAGGAGCGCCUCAUGCACGCCCUCCGCACGGGGACGCUGAUCGAUGACGGCGACCACUUGAGGCCCUUGGGGCAGGCCCGCCCCACUUCCGCUCCCGUGUCAUCCCCGCAGACGUCGCUCCACACGCCCAACAGCACCAUCAUCACCUCGGCCACCCCGAACAGCCUGCCCCACCAGACGGAGACGCAGGAGUUCCCCGCGCAGGGACGGCGCCCCAAGUUCUCCAUCAGCGUCACCGUUGACGUCGAUAAACCCAAAGAGAAUCAGCAGCAACGGCUACCGCAGCAACAGCUGCAACAACAGCAACAAAAGCAGCAACAGAUCCACGUUCAACAGAAGGUACAGAAGAUUGCAAGCACAAGCUCAGCUGUGGAGAAGCCUGGCUCCCCGGUGCGCGUGGUGGCCAAGAAUCCGACGGAGGGCGACAUGUCCAUCGUGGACUUCGCCAAGGUGCGCUUCCAGGAGUCGCAGCAGCACCCGCACUCCACUCAGCGCCUCGAGGACUACCGCAACAUGUCCAAACAGGUGGUUAGCAGCGACGGCCGCGUCAUGAUGGCCCGCACGCGCUUCGAGAACGGCAGCACGUCGCUCUCGGACUCCGUGUGGCGGGGCACGAUGGGCAUCCAGGCGGACGAGGUGGGCUCCACCCUGCCCGAGUUCUACCGCCGCAAGCUCCGCAAAAUGCGUAAAGCCGGGUCACCCGAGCCUUUGGUGGCCGGAAGUAUCUCGACGUUGCCGCACCCGGAGCUGACGGACCAGCAGAAGGCCCACAUCAGGGAGAGGUCCCAGAGCCCGACCACGGGCUACAACAGCGCCGGCGUGGCCAUCCGGCCCUUCCUCACGCAGGGCAGCGUGGCGGAGCGGGUCCUCAUUUUCGAGAGGGCCCCGGCCGAAAUGAAACCCAAGCCCAGCACGGGCGCGCCCGUCCCGGAGAAGAGGCGGCCCGCGGUCAACACCUGGCGAGAUCCAGACGAAGUCCGCUCCUACGUGCAGGUGAGUCCGCGUCUCGGCCCCGGGGCGCCUCUACGGGCGGCCAACCUUGAGCUCGCACCACUCGCUGCGCGGCUCGCCUGGAGCAUAUAUUUUUGUACAUGCGUUCAUUGUACGCGGUUGCGACACUUGGAGAUCCAUAACGGUUUCACAGCAAGGUUGAAACGCAUGCCACUGUGCAUGACACCAGCCGUUAUUCUCAGGCAGCGACACAUAACACAUGCACCAUGUUACAUGCACAUUGCACACUCCCACACACUCGUUGACAAACAGCAUACAAGGGAAACCUCUGUUGACAAAGGCCGUAUUUGGAGAUGA
Messenger RNA from Penaeus monodon (black tiger shrimp), 2667 nucleotides. Its product is annotated as myb-like protein Q. Lineage: Eukaryota; Metazoa; Arthropoda; Malacostraca; Decapoda; Penaeidae. The record is from RefSeq and is a predicted model, not a curated record.